CUGGAUUGUGGUGGCUCCGGCGGAGCCCCCGAAGUUUGCGCUGCUCCGCGGAGGGGGCGGCCUUCGUCCCGCCGCUUCCGGGGCUCCGCCGCACCGGGCCGGGCGGAGCGGGCACCCGGGAGGGAAGAGGGUGAGGAGGGUCUAGUUCGGUCCGCGAUGAAGAAGCCGGACGGGAAGGUGGUGCUGCUGGGGGACAUGAACGUGGGCAAAACCUCCCUGCUGCACCGCUACAUGGAGAGGCGCUUCCAGGAGACGGUCAGCACCGUCGGCGGAGCCUUCUACCUCAAGCAGUGGGGGCCCUACAACAUCUCCAUCUGGGACACGGCAGGACGGGAGCAGUUCCAUGGCCUGGGGUCCAUGUACUGCAGAGGAGCCGCCGCCGUGAUCCUCACGUACGACGUGAACAGCCUCCAGAGCCUGACAGAGCUGGAAGAGAGAUUCUUGGCCCUGACAGACAGUGCGAGUGCUGACUGCAUUUUUGCUAUUGUUGGAAAUAAAGUUGACCUCACCGACGACUCUGCUUUGCCACCGGAUGAAAACAGACCCGAGAAGGCUCUCACCAGCUGCGGCUCGAAGGUGCGAAAACAAGUCCGCGCGGAGGAUGCCAUUGCACUCUAUAAAAAGAUACUGAAAUACAAAAUGCUCGAUGAGAAGGAUGUGCCAGCAGCUGAGAAAAUGUGCUUUGAGACCAGUGCAAAAACAGGGUAUAAGGUGGACUACCUCUUUGAAACUGUGUUUGAGAUGGUCGUCCCGAUCAUCGUACGGCAGAAAGCUGAGGGGCCGCAGCAGACUGUAGACAUCACUGACUACAAGCCAGCAAAAAGGACAAAAUCUGGUUGUUGUGCUUGAAUCACUUACAUGACAGUCAAAAAAGGGGAAGGAUUGUUUGCUCCGGCAAACUGAUGAGUGACAAGUGUUUGCAAUUCACCAGGAAGGAAAAGUCAGAAUAAAUAGGCAAGGAUGGUGUAUGUGAAAAAACCCAAAUCUUCUGGCCAUUAGAGGUUUCUGGGAAGCUCUGCGUGUGAAAAUAGGAAUGUGCAUGAAAUUAUGGAGGAAGGAUUGACAAUUUUCAUGGACUCUGAAGACAAAUGGUUUGUUAGCAACAACCAUCUGAACAGUUUUGAAGGAGUCUUUUUUUUUAAUGACUCUCCAUUUCAUAUCGCAUGUAAAAGAUCUGUUUGUGUACUCUUGACAGCUUUCAUGUGAUUAUAAUCUUUCCCCUUGCAAUUCUAACUUUGGAAGUCUGAAUGCAUGGUACUUUUUUAUUCUUAAGAAAAAAAAAGAAGAAAAUCCAGGUAUAAUUUAUAUUUGUAGCUAAUAAAUCAAUUACAGUCUUUUUAUGUCAGAAAUAACAGUGUACGAUUCAGAAGCUGAAUGAUUAAAAUCACUGUGGAUA
Molecule: messenger RNA, 1396 nt
Organism: Calypte anna (Anna's hummingbird)
Lineage: Eukaryota; Metazoa; Chordata; Aves; Apodiformes; Trochilidae
Gene: RAB20
Product: RAB20, member RAS oncogene family
Exons: 2
Coding region: 157-849 (230 amino acids)
Biological process (GO): intracellular protein transport
Cellular component (GO): endomembrane system
Molecular function (GO): GTPase activity; GTP binding
Source: RefSeq, a predicted model, not a curated record